ACAAAUGAUGCCAAGAAAUUGCUCCAUGACAUUGAUUUCUCAUCCACAUGGAAACCACUCUGCAAACCUCAAAAUUUCAGCUACCACAGGGACUCCCAUAUAUUACUAUUUAGCGGCCACCAGCUAAUGAAUUAAGCAAAGACCCCAAUGAGUUACUUAGGACAGGUGCAUCCCUGCAUUGCAGACUCAGGUGGGGUCUCCCCUACAGGAAUUUCUUGUCUCUAUACCAGGAAGUGGACUUUCGCUACAUGAGUCCAGAGGACCAGCAGCCGUUCAUGGAAAUCUACACCAAGGACAUGAGGGAGGGACUCAAACUCAUCGUACUGAUGAAACGCUACGGGGAAGUUGUCUGGAAGGUCUUGGUGAGACCAGGUGGGGACCAUCGUUUUGGUCUGUGUUUAUACAACGUGAAGCACAAUGGGGUCCUGAACCCUGACUCGGCCUUUAGGUGCUAUGGUGACACAAAUGAUAAAUAACAGAAUAUUCUUUCAGUGGGUGAGGUAUUCCAGCUGUAAGGCCCCUUGGUACUCCAAUCACUGGGGCCCUCUGCACCAUCAUAUGUAGCCAUUCCGACCUGAAAGUGCUCGCUGUGCUGUAAAGUGUCUAAUAUAAAUGGGAAAUGAUUUUGAUGAACAGGCUGACUGACCUUAUCUUUGUUUCUCUCCUAGAGGACAUGAUGCUUUCGGGUUCCUCCUCUGAAAAGUUCAAGGGGCUUCGGAAACUGCUCCCUGAACUGAAACAAGGGUUUAUUGGACUAUGCGGCCAGAGAGAGCUCAGACUGUCGCCUGCAGCUGCCUGGAGCUCACCGGCAAGGCGUGUGGAUGAGGAAGCAGAAGGAGAGCCAGGCAGCAGCGCUACGCUCAGGACAGUGGCUAACGAGCACUGUGACUGGUCAGCAAAGGUGUCGAGUGGGGGCUCCUGGGAGGCUGAGAAGCGAGUUAAUGACAAUCCUCCAGAGCGAUGCAGAGGCCGUGGUCAGCGCAGCCGACGCCCACCUCCUCCUCACGCAGGGAGAGUACCUCGCCCUGAACCGGCUGGAGGAUCCAGAGAUCAGGGUCGCCACAUUGAUUGAUAUGGUGCUGGCCAAAGGGGACCAGGCCCAUCAGCUGUUCCUGGAUUGUCUGAGUAACCUGUGCUUCACCUUCCCUGCCCUGGAGCCUAUCAUCAUGGGGUUACAAACCGGCUUCCAAGCAGAUGUGGCUAUCCCCAGGCCCGGAGCACAGACAGGAGGCCCAGUCAGUGCUGAAGGGGGACAUUUUGUGGACCGGCACCGAGCAGAGCUGAUUCAACGGGUCUCUAUGGUGGAUGGGGUCCUGGACAUGCUGUGUGGCACCGUGCUGGAUAACGAGCAGUACCAGAGCAUCCGAGCCGAGAGAAGCAACCUGGAGAAGAUGCGGAAGCUGUAUGAGCUCAUGCCGAGCUGGAACCGGGGCUGCAAGGACCGGCUCUACCAGGUGCUGAAGGCCAAGCACAAGUUCCUCAUUGAAGAGCUCGAGGGGAAAUGAACGCAAUAAGCCGUCCCUCCUCCUGGAGCGGCUGUGCCUAGAGUCCAUUCCAUGGCACUCGGGAGUCCAGCUCUGGUUCUUCUCCCUCUUCACCCAGGAUCCAUUGUGGUGAGCCUCCGGAAUCCAGUUCUGGUCCUUCAACCUGUCAAUCAGUGCUUGUCUGGUCUUUAUCCACCCCACUAUGCACAUCCCUUACCGUCGUCAUAGCUGGGUCUCCGACAGGGGGGCUCCAUCCGUGCCCCUCCCCCCGGCCUCGCCUCAGGCUGAACUUGGGUGGAGAUUCCAUCAAAGGCCCCAGUUCCCUGCUCACCUUCCUCAGCAAUGUCACCAGCAGCACCAUCUCCAUUCUCUGCUGUGUAAGGGCACCUGCCUCAAGCCGGAACACGGCGCGUGCUCUGGGAGUUCCCUGGGCCUUCCACCUCCUCCCCGCCUCCGACGCCCUAGGGACAUUCAGUGGGGCAGGGUUUAUCGGUCACGGAAGCCGAUUAAACAGAACUCGACGUAGUUCACUUGGAAAGUGAGGAACCAGCAGUAUGUCUGCACUGCGGCUGGGAGCAUGCCUCCCAGCCCACGUCAGCGGUUUAGGCUCCUGAAUCAGGCAGCACAACGCUGAGCCUAGUGUUGUCCGUUGGCUGCAUGCAUGUGUUCUCCCUGUGUGCUUUUUUGGCUCUGGCCAGAUCGCCGGCACAGCAGAUCUCAGUCCCAGAAAGACCUCAGACUCGGUUCAGUGGCGAAGGCGUGUGGCCAGGUUUAUUGCCAAUAAGGCAUGGAACUAGCACCUGGCAGACUCUACAGGGCCACUAAUACAUGGAUGUCCGUGACAACAGACUCAGCUCAGGCAGUGGUAGGACUUUCCACUGUCCCCUCAGCUGGACAAAGACACUCCUUCUGUGACCCCUCUUUUAUACAGAUACAAACAAGUUACCUAGUAACUUUCUGACGUGGUUAAUGACCACCUUACACCUUGUACCUGUUGGUUCAAUCAAAACAUCCCCAUCCGUUAUCCUGCCAUCCUGACCUUCUCUUCAGGAGGGUCAGUGUGUCCCUGUACCAUUUUCAGGGAGUGUGUUUAUACCACAACUUUGUAUCGGGUACUACCCUUCUGGACUGUGUUUACAUGAAUGAGGUAACUCCCUUCUCUUCAUGUGUCAGUAUAUAAUGCCUGCAUCUGUAAUUUUCACUCCAUGCAUCUAAAGAAGAGAGUGAGCCUGAAACACAUGGCCUGGUUCAAGACAUAAGGCCUGAACCAAAAUCAGCAAGAGUGAGGUUAUGACCAAGAGUCAGGCCCUGCUCUAAAGCAAAUGCCACCUUACACGUUCACGGUCGGGUACAUGAACUUGCUAAGAAUAUGGCUGGUGUUGCUAAAACACAGACACUCCUAAGAAGUAUUAGACACUAGGUAUUCAUGAAAACAACAUGGAGUCCAGUGGCACCUUAAAGACUAACAGAUUUAUUUGGGCAUAAGCUUUCAUAGGUAAGAAACCCACUUCUUCAGAUGCAUGGAGUGAAAAUUGCAGAUACAGGCAUAA
Messenger RNA from Chrysemys picta bellii (western painted turtle), 3034 nucleotides. Lineage: Eukaryota; Metazoa; Chordata; Testudines; Emydidae. The record is from RefSeq and is a predicted model, not a curated record.